AUGGGAACGAAGGUGAAGAGGAUUCCUAACGUAUUUGAGAGCCUUUACCUCUUAGCGAAGCACGAUAACUAUGAUUCUGGGAAGUGGAGAGAUGUUUUGACAGGAAUUCAUAGAAAAUACAAAGAUAAGCAGGGCAUAAGGGACAUGUGUCUGCUGUAUUAUGGACUUUUUAAGGGACACACCAAUGAUGAGAUUGCACACAUGGAGAUAAGGUACAAAGACAGGGAAAGUAGAGAGUGCCAAGGCCCGUUUAAAAUAGGAGACAUCGCAGAAGCAUAUCUGAGUAAAGUUUCAGCGCUAGUAAAAUUCAUGAACACGAAGCAACUGGCAAUUAUUUCAAAGUAUUUGUCGCUAUUCAAUAAGUUGAAUGAAUCUUUAUGUAGUACAAUAGUGUCGAGAAUGAGUCUAAGCAAUUUAAAGAUAACAGCAAGGUCGUUUUGUAACAUAGUAUUGGCAUUGUCGGAGUCAAAUUGUGUUAACAGGGACGUCGUGGAAAGGCUGCUGGUGCAGAAUAAAAAUAUGCUCGUUAACAUGAAUAAAAUUGAUCUGAUGUACGUGCUUAAGUCGAUAAGCAUUCAUAAUAUAAACAACGAGGAGAUCAUGAGUGUAAUCGCAGACAAGUUGAGUUAUUAUACUGAGGAUAUGAGCGCGAACGAAGUAUUGAGUACAUUAUACGCAAUAUAUAGGUUGAACUGGCAGAAUGAACAGGUGGUUAGAAGUUUGUACUUUAAAACACAGAAUUUGAUAAACGAGUAUGACGUAAGCUCACUAGGGUUGAUCGCAAAGUACCUGUCGCACUGUAAACUGAAGGAUGUUAGAGAGUUUUUUGACGUUGAAUUGAUUCCACGGGCACACCAGCUAGUCGAAACGGAUAUAAAGGCAUUUAGUAAAACAAGUGGAAAGAACAAUGAUGGUAGAUUACUGGAUGAGUUGCUGUUACUGUACAAGUGUUGUUACAGUUCAGGGUCUACAUUGAACCCUAAAAUGUUGAAUGGUAUAUUGGAUGGUCAGAUUUUAGAUUACCAAUGGCAGUCGUUGUUUACAGUAUUAAACAGAUAUCAACAUAAUAUAAACUGUUCACGCAGUUUGAUAAAUAGUAUGGAAUAUGUAAAACUGGUAUUAAAGAGUAUCGAGGGGUUCAAAGGGUAUAUUAGCGCAAAUAAGGUUAGUAUUAAGUACAUGCCUGAAAUAACAAGGUGUAUGGUUGAAUCAGGAUGUGAUAGGAAUGAUGUGUUGUUGGAAAUCGUAAAAGGAAUAAGUGAAGCAGAUGUUGAAUUGGCAGAUCACUUUCUGGAAACAUUAUUUAACCUACAUACAGUCGAUUUAGAUGAUUUUAAUACUGUGUAUAAUGAGUUGCUAAGCAUAGCAUUGAGAGAUAGGAGAAUAUGCGAUUACGGGAAUUUAGUGCCCUUAAUGAGCAUAUUGUGCUACAGGAACGAGAAGAUACCACCAGAAUUAGAUGAAAUGUUCAAAGCAGUGUUCAAUAAGGGAGGUGAACAGACGGAGUCAUGGAAAGUUCAAAGCCCAGAGUAUUCAAGUAUAAGUUCAUACAAGAGACAUAAAGUGGACACGAGUGAUGAAGUGCUGGAGUAUUUGGCGUACACUAUGGUGUUUCCAAUGAGAACCACCGACAAUGCAUCUAGUGGUAGCAAUAGUGGUAGUAAUACAUCUAGUGGUAUCAAUACUGCUAGUGGUAGCAACAGUGGUAGUGAUGAUACUACAGGUAGUAUUUAUAGUGGCAGUAAUGGCAAAUUCCUGCAAUAUAAAGAAGAAUUGACAUAUAUUUUUAAAAUGAUUAAAAAGGUUAAAAGGGAAGACUUGGUGAAGAUGCUGGUGUGGUACAUUGGGAAAAUGGAUGAAAAAUUAUUAAAGAGGAUGGUGGAGGUGGGAAGUAUUCCAUGGAUUAGAGAGGUCUCGGAUACCAAUUGGAUAGUAGACAACAAAAUUAAGGUUGAAUUAGUAAAUGGGAUGGAACGGCUGCUAGUUAAGCUUGAUGAAGAGUUGGUGUUUGGACCUUGCUACCUAGAGUCAGGCGCAAGAGAAGUGUGCUACAACCAGGUGUCGAGAGAAAAGUGGGACUCAGUAGCAGUGAAUAUGCUGAGGAGGAUACUGGAGUUGAACUCAUAUGGAUUAAAAGUGAUGUGA
Molecule: messenger RNA, 2145 nt
Organism: Theileria orientalis strain Shintoku
Lineage: Eukaryota; Apicomplexa; Aconoidasida; Piroplasmida; Theileriidae
Exons: 3
Coding region: 1-2145 (714 amino acids)
Source: RefSeq, a predicted model, not a curated record